UCGCGCAGCCGUCGACGUGCACAGCCCCGCGUACCCGAGCACUCGACUCGGCCCGACCGCGCCCGCCCGCACACCGUUUCCGAAUCUUAUCGUUUUCGAACGAGUCUAUUUGUUUUGUGCGAUAAAUCAAUGUAACGUAAAUCUUGCUAUAUUAACAUCCUCCAACGACCAUUCCGAACCCACACAAAUUGAGCAUUUAAUUAAUAAUAUUGCUAUUAAAUUAUCGUUUACGCAGCGAUACGUCUCAUUGGCGGGCGUGGACUAGUCAAGUUAGUGUCUCGCUCGCUACUAGUCGAGUUGUUAUUUGAAAAGAGAAUCUAUAGAGAGUGCUCGUAACGUUGCAGGAGAGCGGAAAAUUGAACGCUCUACGUUCCAUAUUUAAACUUUUAAAUUAUUUAAUAUAAUUAGCGCAGUCUCAGUUCAGUAUACACAUACUUUUUAAUCGUCUUGCAUUGUAUUUUGUUCUUAAUACUCUUUUUGGACAGUAUAAAUUAAAAAGUAUAAUUUCAUAAUUUCGUAUUUGUUGAUUCUCGGAUGUCUCGUAACCCGAUUCUAUUGUCGUGGCCAUUACUAAUUUGUGAAACAGACUUGAUAUCUUUUGUUUGACGAAACAAUAAAUAAGCAGUUUUGUGAUAACAUGACGGAUUUGUGAGUUUAUAAUUUAGUACGCUGCUGUAUAGUGUUAACGAAAUUUUUUUUUUAUAUUCCUGUCGUUGAUCAGGACAACAUUAUGGGUAAAGAAGUACAGAAAAGGUGGCGCUCAAUACGUGACUCAUAUACCAAAGCGUACAGGCAGGGCAAGUGUGUCCCACCGGAGCAUUGCCAGCCGGGUAGCCGACGCUACCAAUACCACAAGCAGAUGGCAUUUCUGCUGCGCGCCUUACAGAACAAAAAGCCGAGAUACUCGCAAGACAAACACGAGUCGUAUUCAGAAAUUUCAAACUCGCCGCAGCAUCCACCUCCGGAGGAUAUUCCUAAGAUGAGAACAGACGUAAUAGACAAGCCGCUAGACCUUAAAACCAAACCGGAUGUUCCGGAGAAGCCUGACACGCUCGACAAAUGUAGCCAAGCUACCUUAGACAACCAAGAGAAACCACUGGAGUUGAGAAAUCAGUCGCUAGAAAUAAAAAUUGACCCCAUUUCAAUCCUGCCACAUGAUCAUUUCAAUGAUGACAGACUGUUUAUGAAUUCACUGUUGCCACUUUUUAAAAAAAUGGACGACGACACAAGAUUAUUGUGCAGAAUUGAGGUGUUAAAAAUAAUUAGAUACGCGUUGCAAGGUCACAAAUGUUUCGAAGCGCUCAAAAUGGCGGAAGAUAAUUUUUUUAGAAACGAAAUAAGCGGAAUCCUGCUUAAAGAGAAUGGCGUUGAAAGUUCUUUGAGCAGUUCCAAGUCUAGCGAAUCUAGGCUCUCGAUGGUUACUAGGUCGGCCGAUGGCACGAGAACUACGAGGAAACGAAAAGAUCACUCGCCAACACCUACUCCAGUACCAGCCAAAAAGAGAGGACCAGGUCGCCCGCGAAAGAUCCGCCUCCCUCAGUCUGAUUCUGAUGAAGAUCAGCUAUUAAGGAAACGGUGCCCGAAGCUGAAGGUGGCGCCUGUGGAGCCACGCCUCUCCGAGAUGGACGAGACGCUCAACAGAGCGACCAGAUUGUCCCAACUAUCGACACCGCUUUUCAUGAAGAUCUACAAUUUGGAACGUUCGAAGAACGCGCCGGUAUCACUAACUCCCCAGCAUACACCGAUGCUCAACAAAACGGAACCGGCGGAUCCCGAGCCGCAACCAAGUUAAACCUUACCGCCAUAAUGAUAAGAGCUAGUAUAAGUUUACUCGUAAGUUUCCAUUCUCUUAUGUAUUUGUUCUCAUUUGUCUUUUUGGUGAACGAUCUUAACAUGUCUCUUUAAGGAAAUGAACCAUUCAAACUAACAUUGUAAUGAUAAAAGAUUUGUUUUGAUUAUAAUGAAUAAAAUCAAAAAAUACUUAACCGAUUUUGAAAAUACUGGCACCUAUAAACAAUUAUAUUAUCGGCGAAUACCAUAGACUAUCGCUUUAUUCAUAAAAAAAAAAAACGUCAAACUACUCAUAAACCUAUUUUAGAUAUUGUACUGUUUCUAAAUUCUUAAUUUAAAUAAAAGUGACAACAGACUACAAAGAAGGGGUAAAUAGAUUCCUUCAGGGUUGGCAAUAUGCGCGUAAUACCCCUGUUAUUGCAGGCGUUCAUAGGCUACGGUAACCGCUUACCAUCAGGUGGGCUGCACGCUUGUUGCUACCUCAGUGGUUUAAAAAAAAAACAGUGUAAUAGUUAAAAUAGGUCUAUAGAUUUUAGUUUUUACAAAUAAGUGGGUAUAUGUCCGAUAGUAUUACUAUCUUCUUUCUAUCCUAUUUAAGAGCUGCGCUCUUAUCGGUGGAGCUCUUGCCACUCACUACAAUUUUCAGCGAGUCUCUUCACCUCUUGAUACGACACGACACCAACUCCUUCCUUGAUCUGCCUGAUAUAACUAUGUCUCGGUCUCCCUCUUUCCCUCCUUUCUUCUAUCUUACCUUCUAUUAUAAUGUUCAUAAGUUCGUCGUGCCGUAUCAAGUGUCCCAACAUUUUUCCCCUUCUGUCCUCAAUACUUCUAAUAAUUUGCCCUAAGCAGGACCUCCUCCUUGCUAAUUCGAUCCCUCCAGCUAAUUUUCUCCAUCCUUCUCCAGCAUCACAUUUCAAAGGCUCUAAGUUUAUCCAUUUCCUUCCGAGUUAAUGUCCACGUCUCACAUCCAUACAGAGCUAUACUCCAGAUAUAGGUUUUGAUAAGCCGCUUUCAAAAAUCUUUUGUUAUCUUAGCCUGUAAAAGGUGUUUUUUUGUUAUUGAAGGCUUGUUUGACCAUGGCUAUUGUCUAUUCCGAUAGUAUUAUAAAUAAAGAAUUUAUUAAUCGUUUAAUAAGAAUCGAAUCGAACAAGAAUCGAUUAGUGUUUCGAUUUGUUACUAAUUUUAUUUAGAGAGGUGUGUUACUGUGAUAAUUUGUACAGAACUCUGUUGUCGUUUAUAUUGAAACUUACUUUAUUCUUUGUUCCCUAUAUUCGUUUCUUAUAGUAAUAAAUCGUUUAUCAUAAAAAAAAAAUGUUAUCAUUCCAGUUUAAUUAUAUACAUAUACAUCGUCACUUUAAAAAGAUAUGCCAAGAUUGUUUACUAAAUAUAUUGAGUAAAAAAAAAAGAAAUAAUACUUACUAAGAGUGUUCAUAACUGGUACAGAGAUGAGCGGUUCGCUGAGUACCCUAAAUUAUGCUUUUGCGCAAUAAUGGCUGACUCACCCGUCAUACUCGUGAACGGGUGCUACUUGUGGGAACCGAUCCGUUUUAUAUUUGUUGUUUUUUCCAUUUAAUAAUACAUACAAAUAUAACUUUUCAUUGGUUGAUUUAUAUACGACUUAUUCAAUUAUUAAAGUUUUAGUUUGGUAGCAGAGCAUGUUUUAAAUAAUUGAAAUUUUGAAAAAUGUUUAGUUAUUUUUGAAAAUUGAUAGUUAAUUAGACAUUGGUAGGCUGAAGUUAUUGUUACUAAUUGUAUCAGCCUUCCCCAUAAGGGGAGUUUUGCUAGUCGUAGUCACGUUUGGCAGGUGGGUUGCCAACCGCAGUUAGGGUUUUAAAAUGUUUUAAGAGGGACACAGUUGCCCAUCCCUCGACUAUUGAAUUCCCUUAGUCGCCUCCUACGACAGCUACGGGAAAAGGGGUGGUCCAUUCUAUGCCGGGACCACACCAUGCUAAGUUAAAGUUGUGAACGCUCUUAUUAAUGUAGUCACAAUGUGACAAAUUGAUUAAUGUCCACAUUGGUGUAUGUCGGUGCCAACGUUGGCCCAAUUUGUAAUGCAAAAGUCUGUUGGAUCAUAAUUCGUAUUUUAUAAAUUUAAAAAUAAAAAACAAAUUUGUAGAUGCUUUAAAGAAAUGGUAACUCCAUCUGCGUGGUUGAGGGACCAUUUGAUGAUAUGUGAGGACGAAGUUAGGUCAGUUAGCCCAUAGUGAGUAAUACGUCAGGAAUUAAUCGCAAUGGUUUUCAGAAAGACCGCGUGAAAGUGGACCUUAGAAGGUAUAUUGAAAGAAAUAGGAAUUGUUAGUAAUAGGAACUAACAGUUCCAUUGCUAGCAAUAGACACUAUAAGGUCGACCUCCAUGCAGUCUCCUCUGGAAACCAUCUUGGUUAACACUUUGAGUGCCGACGAGCGCCAUCGCGCUCGUGCGCAUUGCAACUAAAAGUGCCACCGUCAUAGCGCUCGUGGAAUCAGUCGCUGUUUAGCUUGCUGUAAAAAAAAAAUAUAUUAAAAUUGGAUAAUUUUUGGAGGAGAUACAGUUUUUUUUAGAGACAAGGGUAAAUAACAUCAACACGACAAAGAUUUCUUUGGCAUUUUUAAGUAGAUAUAAGUAAAAAUCAAUGGCACUAAAAGGGUUGAUUCUUGUGGAAUUCGCCACGGUGGGCUAACUGACCUGCGUUCAUCCCUCCCUGGUAUCCCGUUCGCCGCGCAGACGGGAUUAUCGUUUCAUUGUUACCCAUUCAAAAAAAAAACAAUUAUAAUACAAAAUAAUAAAAAAGAAUAAAAAAUCUAAUAAAUAUUAAUAAAAAAAAAAAUAAAUAAAAAUAAAACAGGGUAAAUUGCUAGCAUUAGCAUGUAUGACUAGCAAGGGACUUAUCAUUCCCAAAGCAAUCCAUCUACAAAUAUAAAGUUCCUCAACAUUUCUUUUAAAUGAUCCACCAUCUUAAGUACCUCUAGUAUAUAAUAUUAGUGUUAAGGAAAUUGUGAUAUAAACGCUUAGAUUUAGUAAUUUAAAAUGUAAAAAAUUGUUAAUAUGUAAGUAAAUGCCAUUUUUAUAUCCGCUGUAAGUUAAAGUCGUUCGCGUAUAAGCAAAAAGGGUUUAAGUUUUUCAAACUCAAGUCUUGAUAGAGAGAGACGAAAGAUUAUUGGCAUUUAUUUAUUUUACAAUGUGUUAUAGUUAAGUCUUUUUUAUUGGAUGAAAAUGUUAUGGUUAGACCGUCUGUGAUAUUUGUAUACUCUGUACUCAGCCAGCGUGGGGCACCAGUCGAAGGUGAUAGAUGAGGAUGAAAGCGAUGAAGGAUUAAUUCAUGUCAAUUGGCCUUGAUGAAUUCACCAAGAGUUAUGGUGGUUUCCAGUAGAAACGCGUGGGUGUUAGAUUAGUUUAAAGUAAUAAGGAUUUUUAUGGUUGGGGAAGUUAAACCCCAUUAUAGACACUCCUCUUUCCCAUAAUAGGGCUACAAACCAAAAUCCAAUUAUAUGUUAAAAAUAAUUUAUCUAUUUCCAACCAACUUCAAUAAAAGAGAAGCCUCUCUAUUCGGCUUAUUACCUCCGUCAUUUAUAAACUAUAUUUGUUUUCUUUUUUAAUCUGAAAUUUUGUCAAAAACGGUUAAGUAGUUUAGUUUUUAAAUGAAAAUAAAUGUAUGUGCCACGAUUGAAGUUGGUAUUUCAUGAAAGAGAUUCUUAAAUUAUUUAAUUCGUUAAGGACAUCCUAAUUUUACUAAGUACGCUAGUAAGUAAAAUUUUUUUAAACCUUUCUGUUACACCCUGUAUAUGCAUUGGAUGUGUGUGUUGUCUAACCAUAUUGGUGCACCCUGUUACAAUGUAUUGAUAUUUCUUUUAUAAUUUUAUUUCUCAUUAAAAAAAAUAUAAAUGCGUUAACUGGUAUAAAUAAUUGCUGUUUGUAAAAUCGUUAAUAUUUGUAAAAUUGUUCAUUAUUUCGUUAACUGUCCACUACUGGACAUGAGACUUCCUAUAGAGGGAGUUUUGCCUGUAGUUGCCACCUUUGACAGGCAAAAGCAUUUAGUUUUUAGAGACGUUUUAAUAGGGACGCUUCUGCCGUACCUUCGAUCAUUGUUUCCUGACUCGUCUCUUACGACACCCAUGGGAAAGGAAAGGGUGGCCUAUUCUAUGCCGGGACCACACGGCCAUUGAAAAUUGAAGCAUGAAAAAUGCCAUGUACUGAAAUUAUUGGUAAAAUAUAAUGUCAUUAUUAAUAAGUUUUUUAAAUGGUUUUUCAAUGGCGAUAUUGAUUUUUAAAUUUUUUUUUUUAAAUAUUUGAAUUCCAAGGAAACGAAAGUAUGAUAAUCGUUUGUAAUAAUUUUAACUUUUUAAUUUCUGACAAUUGAAUUAUAUUAAUAAAACAAUAAUUUAUA
Molecule: messenger RNA, 6155 nt
Organism: Galleria mellonella (greater wax moth)
Lineage: Eukaryota; Metazoa; Arthropoda; Insecta; Lepidoptera; Pyralidae
Exons: 6
Coding region: 731-1792 (353 amino acids)
Biological process (GO): regulation of transcription by RNA polymerase II
Cellular component (GO): transcription regulator complex; nucleus
Molecular function (GO): DNA binding
Source: RefSeq, a predicted model, not a curated record